Molecule: messenger RNA, 930 nt
Organism: Nerophis lumbriciformis (worm pipefish)
Lineage: Eukaryota; Metazoa; Chordata; Actinopteri; Syngnathiformes; Syngnathidae
Source: RefSeq, a predicted model, not a curated record
AUGGACGAAAAGGCGUUUUCGAAGGAGCUGGAUCAGUGGAUCGAGCAGCUCAACGAGUGCAAACAGCUCACGGAGGGACAAGUGAAGAAUUUGUGCGAAAAGGCCAAGGAGAUCCUGACGAAAGAGUCAAACGUGCAGGAGGUGCGAUGUCCUGUGACGGUGUGCGGCGACGUGCACGGUCAGUUCCACGAUCUGAUGGAGCUGUUCAAGAUCGGCGGCAAAUCUCCCGACACAAACUACCUGUUCAUGGGUGACUACGUGGACCGGGGUUACUACUCAGUGGAGACCGUCACUUUACUCGUAGCUCUUAAGGUUCGUUUCCGGGAGCGCAUCACCAUUCUGCGCGGCAACCACGAGAGCAGACAGAUCACACAAGUGUACGGAUUCUAUGACGAGUGCCUGCGCAAAUACGGCAACGCCAACGUGUGGAAGUACUUCACUGACCUGUUUGAUUACCUCCCGCUCACUGCCUUGGUCGACUCUCAGAUUUUCUGUCUUCAUGGUGGCCUGUCGCCAUCCAUCGACACAUUGGAUCACAUCAGGGCGCUAGAUCGCUUACAGGAAGUGCCUCAUGAGGGUCCAAUGUGUGACCUGCUUUGGUCGGACCCCGACGACCGAGGCGGCUGGGGCAUUUCGCCGCGUGGGGCCGGCUACACCUUCGGGCAAGACAUCUCGGAGACGUUCAACCAUGCCAAUCGCCUCACGCUGGUUUCCCGCGCCCACCAGCUGGUCAUGGAGGGCUACAACUGGUGCCACGAGAGAAACGUGGUGACGAUAUUCAGUGCGCCAAACUAUUGCUAUCGCUGUGGCAACCAGGCGGCUAUAAUGGAGCUGGAUGACACUCUCAAAUACUCCUUCUUGCAGUUUGACCCAGCGCCUCGCAGAGGGGAGCCCCAUGUCACCCGUCGAACCCCAGAUUACUUCCUGUAA